AUGCCAACCCUACCAAGGUUUGUGGUGGUGACAUCAAACACCAACGGGAAAUACUUGCGCUACAUAGAUGAAGACAUCAAGAACGAAGUGCCAGCAGGGUAUCUCAAAUUCUCUGGACAAGAGGCAGGGAGCCAAUACGCGAAGUUUGAAGUGGAGAUGGCAAAGAGUAGCGGCAAUGAGGGGCUUGUCCACAUUAAGUGUUGUUACAACAACAAAUACUGGGCAAGGCGUAGCCCUAGCAGCUACUUGAUCGCUGCUGUGGCUGAUGAACCAGUGGAAGACAAAUCUAAGUACUCGUGUACCUUGUUCGAGCCGGUGUACAUAAAUGAUGAUUUCCUUGUCGGCGACGAUAAAAGCACAAACCAUAUACUGGUGCUCCGAUUCCGCUAUCCCGAACGUGAAGAGUACCUAACCAUUUAUCAGGGCAAUCAGCCCGGCCAAUAUGAGCCAGCGCUCCGCGGAGGCUUGUACGUAGGAGAUAAAGACCCUAACCCCAAGUUGUUCGAUGUGUUCACUGUCACCGAUUGGGAAUCGCUGUUCAUGAUGCUUCCCAAACAUGUGGCGUUCAAGGGCCAUAAUGGCAACUUGCUCGGCACCCGCUUGAACGAGGUCUUCGCCAGCGCCGAUGGAGGCCUCUCCUAUUCCUUGGGCAAAUUGUGGAGGCUGACCAAGGGCGAUUGGAUCUGCCUUGACGCAGAUAACUCAACCAGCAUCAAGAGAUUUUCCGUCACUGAUAAAGUUACAAGAGACGACUCAGAAGCAUACAACAAGGAGGUGAAAGAGCUUGGGGUCUCAAAGGAGAUCUAUAACGUCACUUUCCGCCUCGGGGACGCCAAGAUCUACAACAAGAAGGUUGUCGAAAUUGCCAUUGGAGAGGUGGUUAACCUUAUCCAAGAAACUCAAAUUCUCGAGAUGAAUCUCUCGUAUAAAAAACCUAGGAGCGGAAGCUUGAAGUCCAGCGUGUUCAAGUUGGACGUCCAAAGCAUCAUCGACGGUGAGGUUCCAGUCAUCGCAGACAACGGAAAGAUCGAGGUUGAUGAGUUUGCAGAAUCAGUGGAGAGGAGAAAAACCGGGGCAGCCACAAUAUUCACAUGUAGUGUGAACGAGGCUGCUGUUUAUAAGGUUGUGCUGACGGCAAUGGCUAUGGUGAAGGUGAGGCUUCUAGGGACCAAGGCUUCUUACGAUGUUCCCUUCUCCUAUACGGAGCGCGAAACUCUUGCUGACGGGAAAAUAAUUACCAACGACAUGGAUGACGGGGUUUACUGUGGCACCAAUACCUUCAACUUCAAGUUCGAGACCACAGAAGAAUAG
Messenger RNA from Prunus avium (sweet cherry), 1311 nucleotides. The record is from RefSeq and is a predicted model, not a curated record. NCBI's taxonomy places the organism in Eukaryota, Viridiplantae, Streptophyta, Magnoliopsida, Rosales, Rosaceae.